This is a messenger RNA of Triticum turgidum subsp. durum (durum wheat), 1905 nucleotides long. NCBI's taxonomy places the organism in Eukaryota, Viridiplantae, Streptophyta, Magnoliopsida, Poales, Poaceae. The record is from the annotation of a GenBank genome assembly.
AUGGGCUCCCUGGAGGCGCGGUACCGGCCGGCCGGAGCAGCUGAUGACACAGCUAAAAGAAGGACCCAGAAAAGUAAAAGUUUCAAAGAGGUUGAAAAGUUUGAUGUAUUUGUUCUAGAGAAAAGCUCCGGCUGCAAGUUCCGAUCCUUGCAACUUUUGCUCUUCGCUAUCAUGUCUGCUGCAUUUCUGACACUUCUAUACACUCCGUCUGUGUACGAGCAUCAGUUGCAGUCCAAUUCUCGGUUUGUUAAUGUUGGAUGGAUAUGGGAUAAGACUAUCCCUGAUCCGCGAUAUGUAUCUACUAUGCCCGUUCAGUGGGAUGAUGUGUAUAAAACUAUCGAAAGUCUGAAUGGUGGUGAGCAGAAGCUCAAGGUCGGACUCUUGAAUUUUAACAGCACUGAGUUCGGGUCUUGGACACAAUUGCUCCCAGAAAGUGAGUUUUCGAUCAUAAGGUUGGAGCAUGCUAAUGAAAGCAUCACCUGGCAGACACUGUACCCUGAAUGGAUUGAUGAGGAGGAAGAAACAGAGAUACCAUCUUGUCCAUCGCUUCCAGAGCCUAAUUUCCCAAGAGGGACACACUUUGAUGUUAUUGCUGUGAAGCUUCCCUGUACCCGAGUUGGCGGGUGGUCCAGAGAUGUUGCGCGGUUGCAUCUGCAGUUGUCAGCAGCAAAAUUGGCCGUGACUGCCGCAAGAGGCAACCGGGGGGUACAUGUGAUGUUUGUGACGGAGUGCUUCCCUCUUCCGAAUCUCUUCUCUUGCAAGAAUCUUAAGAAACAUGAAGGCAAUGCUUGGCUAUACAAGCCUGACUCGAAGGCAUUAAAGGAGAAGCUUAGACUUCCGAUUGGAUCUUGUGAGCUUGCUGUUCCACUCAAAGCAAAAUCAAGACUUUACUCGGUAGACCGACGCAGAGAAGCAUAUGCUACCAUACUGCAUUCAGCAAGCGAGUAUGUCUGUGGCGCAAUUGCAGCAGCUCAAAGCAUUCGUCAAGCAGGAUCAACAAGGGACUUUGUUAUUCUUGUUGAUGACACCAUAAGUGACCAUCACCGGAAGGGCCUUGAAUCUGCGGGUUGGAAGGUGAGAAUAAUCGAGAGGAUACGGAACCCAAAGGCUGAGCGUGAUGCUUACAAUGAGUGGAACUACAGCAAAUUCCGGUUGUGGCAGCUGACGGAUUAUGACAAGAUCAUAUUCAUAGAUGCUGAUCUGCUCAUCCUGAGGAACAUUGAUUUCCUGUUUACAAUGCCGGAAAUCAGUGCAACUGGCAACAAUGCAACACUCUUCAACUCUGGUGUCAUGGUUAUCGAGCCUUCAAACUGCACAUUCCAGCUGUUAAUGAAUCACAUCAACGAGAUCACAUCUUACAAUGGUGGCGAUCAGGGAUACUUGAACGAGAUAUUCACAUGGUGGCAUCGGAUUCCAAAGCACAUGAACUUCCUGAAGCAUUUCUGGGAGGGCGACGAAGAGGAGGUGAAGGCGAAGAAGACCCAGCUGUUCGGCGCCAACCCGCCGAUCCUCUACGUCCUCCACUACCUGGGCCGCAAGCCAUGGCUAUGCUUCCGGGACUACGACUGCAACUGGAACGUUCCGAUACUGCGGGAGUUUGCCAGCGACAUCGCGCACACGCGGUGGUGGAAGGUGCAUGACAAGAUGCCCAAGAAGCUGCAGAGCUACUGCCUCCUGAGGUCGAGGCUGAAGGCGGGGCUGGAGUGGGAGCGGAGGCAGGCGGAGAAGGCCAACUUCACGGACGGGCACUGGAAGCGGAACAUCACCGACAAGAGGCUCAAGAUUUGCUUCGAGAAGUUCUGCUUCUGGGAGAGCAUGCUGUGGCACUGGGGCGAGGCCCCCAACAACGCGACGAAGAAGGCCUCGACGCCGGCGCUGUCCGCCGCGACCCUGUCGAGCUCGUGA